Paramecium octaurelia is the source of this 585-nucleotide messenger RNA. The record is from the annotation of a GenBank genome assembly. NCBI's taxonomy places the organism in Eukaryota, Ciliophora, Oligohymenophorea, Peniculida, Parameciidae.
AUUCAUGUUAUACCAAAGGGUAAAUUAAGUAAUUAUAUUCAUUAGGAGCCAGAAGAGAUCCUUGAGCCUUCUAAGCCGAAAGUUGAGAAUAGACUUCUAAAGUAUGGCAAAAGGUAUGAGGAGAAAAGAAUGAAACUCAAAGAAUCUAUCUAUAAAGAAAUGAUGCAAGAUCGCCCCUUCAUUUAAAACAUCAACUCCUAAAAAAGAAUCAACCAAAGUGUCGUUGAUAGACUUUAUGAGUCUCCUCAUUGUGGAAAUAAUUGUGGUUAAAUUGAAAAACUUGUCAAAAAAUCAUCUGUUAGAUACCCAUUACAAGAAAUAGUCAGACCAAUCAGUUCUUAAAAUGUUUAUUUAAAUAUCCCGUCAUAACAGUCACCCCUUAAACAAUCACAAUCUUUAUUCUCUUAGCAAGGCAAGUUCUUGGAAAAUACAUACUCACAUUAAUAAAAAAUCAAACCAAUUCGUUAAUCUUCAGCGUUAACUUUAAAUAAAAACUCUAUUCAUAAAUAAAAUGGUCAAAAUAGCAUCAUCCAAAUUAGCAUGGAUCUUUUUCAAAGAAAGAAAAGAUCAUAAAACAUCUGUUGA